Messenger RNA from Episyrphus balteatus (marmalade hoverfly), 3869 nucleotides. RefSeq names its product actin-binding protein WASF3 (gene SCAR). Gene Ontology annotation, cellular component: cytoskeleton; SCAR complex. The record is from RefSeq and is a predicted model, not a curated record. Gene Ontology annotation, biological process: positive regulation of Arp2/3 complex-mediated actin nucleation; actin cytoskeleton organization. Gene Ontology annotation, molecular function: Arp2/3 complex binding; actin binding; protein kinase A regulatory subunit binding. NCBI's taxonomy places the organism in Eukaryota, Metazoa, Arthropoda, Insecta, Diptera, Syrphidae.
ACACACACAGUUUGAGAAAUUUUCUCAAAAAUGACAGUUCAGUGCUUCUCUAUCUUUACUUUAAAUUUGUGUGAGCAAGUUAAUGCUGAAAGUGAAAGAAAUAUUAAAGAGUGAGAAUAAAUUUUCUACGUAAAUCGAUAAAGUGGGAGUUCGUGUUAAAAAAAUAAACGAAAAUUAAAAAUAACCUACGAAAAACCACGUCAGCAAUGCAACCAACAAUAUUAUAGAAAUGUAUUAAAUAAACUAUUCGAAGUUAAGCAAGACUUGUGUCUUAUGCUGUUUUUGAUUGAUUGCAUUUUCAAUUGCUGAAUAAAAUAGACGGCAUGAUAAGUACCAUAUGAAUCAAGAUUUCCAAUUUUAACUUCACAGUAUUAUUUAUUUGUAUACAAAUUAUAAUAUAAAGCUCGGCCACACAACAAAAAUGCCGCUUCCCAAAAGGUCUAUUGAUCCUGUGCAUGUAGCUCGUUCUGUGUAUCAACAAGAGGAGCUUCAAACCACUGAACUUGAAACAGUUACAAAUACCACUUUAACAAAUAUAAUUCGGCAACUUUCUUCACUUUCGAAGCAUGCUGAAGAUAUAUUUGGUGAACUUGCCCGUGACGUUGGUAAUAUCGGAGAUCGAGCCAAUUCAUUACAAGCCAGAAUAGAUCGACUAGCGAUCAAAGUUACACAAUUGGACAGCAAUGUAGAAGAAGUCCCGUUAACCGAUAUUCAGCGGAAAAAAGCAUUUAAAUCUGCAAAAGUUUUUGAUCAACAAAUAUUUUCAAGAAAUACAAUGCCAACUCCUAUGUUGGAAACUUACUCACAAUGUGAUAAGCCACCACCAUUAGACAAAUUGAAUGUUUACAGAGACGAUGGAAAAGAUGGGCUUAAGUUCUACACUGACCCGAACUACUUCUUUGAAUUGUGGCGACAAGAAAUGCUUAAGGAUACCGAACGAGUAAUGCAUGACAAAGGCAGGAAAAUGCAUCGACCUCGCCAAGAGGGUGGUAGUGGUGGUGGUGGAGCUAGGGGUCAUAAAAAGAGAGUUCGCAUUCCUCACAACACAAGAGAGAAGCAAAGACAAAUAGUCAUUGGACAUGGAGAAACUCUUAUGCCGAAUAAUGUAAUAUACAGGACACCAAAUUCAGUUGUAACUGAUGAAUCUGGUUAAGUAGUAAGUCAACGAAAUAAGAUACUUUGUGCUUUGAUGUUUGAUUUUAUUUUAUUUUCAGGUAUGGGAAUCUAUGAAACGAGGCCCGCUCGACCUAGCUCGAUAGAGCUACGACGCAGUUAUCCUGCUGACACUGUUGAUAUGUAUGGUCCAUUAACACCACAUUCUGCAGCCUCUGCAAUGGCUAACAAUGAAAACGGAAAUAAUGUUUCCCAAAAUCAACAACAACAAAUUCAACAGCAAAUGCAGCAAUACGAGGAAGGUGCUUAUAGUUCUCAGACCUUAUAUGGACAAGCAAAUCAAAGUUCAAUGUCUUCAGAAGUUAUUUAUGCCGCUGGAACACCCUCGCGAACGAAACCUCGCCCAUCGCAGCCACCACCAGCUCCACCAUCUAACGGAAGUGGUACUGGUACGCCAAAUACAUCGAAUGCCAACACUCCAACACGCGGACGAAGUAUGUCUACUAGCCGAGAUGCAUUACCGCCACCACCACCGAUUCCAGAUGGAAUGACAUCACCAACAAUGGGUGCAAUUAAUGGCAGCAACGUAGCCGCUAAGUUGUUGGGUCGCACUAAUAGCACUUCCAGAGUAAGUUCUCCGCAAUUGGCGCCUAGCAGUAGUGUUCAGGAUGCUAAUGCCCUUGUGAUGGCACAAUUGAGCAACCAGAUUAAUAGUUUUAAUAACAAUAUCGUACAUCAAAUUAAUUCGCAAAAUGAUCUUCCACCUCCACCACCAAUUCCAGAUCAGCAUUUACCAAAAUUAUUGCAACCAGCCCCACCACCACCACCACCUCCGCCACCAAUUGAAGCUCAGAUAUCUCAUCAAAUUUUAAAACCAAUAAUUGCCAAUGGUGAUAUUCCCACAGCCAUUACAAACCCUGCUCAUAUUGUGGGGGCAAAGAAGCUACUUCCACCCUAUCACGAUUCCAGGAACGAUUUGAUGAAAGCUAUUAGAGAUGGUAUAACUUUGAGAAAAGUUGAAAAAUCAGAACAAAAAGAAAUCGAAAGAAAUACUGCAUUACAUGAUGUUGCAUCGAUUCUCGCCAGGCGGGUUGCAAUUGAAUUGUCUGAAUCCGAAGAUUCAGAUAGCGAGGACGACAGCGAAGGUUGGGUAGAGCCCAAUGAAACAUCCGCCUAAAAUAAGCUUUUAUUAGUAUUCAACUUUUAUAACAAAAAUUUAUCCAAUAAAAAAUGUUGAUUGAAUACAUAAUAAUAUAUUACAAAAAAAGAAAAAGUCUUGAAUAAUUACACUGUGCAAGUCGAAAUCUUUGACAAGUGCGCUGUUGACUGUUUCCCCCUAUUUCGGACCUAAGAAAUAGAUUGGCAUCAUUAGUUUUUCGAUUUAUCGGUACGACUUCGAACAAAAUUUUUUUCGGGAGUUUUUUCAAUAAUUUUAAGCAUUUUGCCUGGUUUAAAGUCAUUUUUCUUCUUUAUAUUUAUAUUUUUCUACUCAAACGUUAUUUACUACCAGCAUAAACUACUGGCUUUGUGAAAAUAUAUAUCUUGAUAACGAAUGUGUUGCCGUUGAGUUUUAAUACAUUUUUUUUUACAUUUGAAGCCGAUUUGUGAGAAAAUUGCUUCUACCACCUAAACGAUUUAAUAUUAUCCUUCAGUCCAAUAAAAUUUUUUUCUGUAAAUAAUCAAAAUAAUCCUUAUACAUCAUUUUAUUUAUGAAAUUAAAAAAAAGUUUUAGAAAAAAAAAUUAUUUUUAGUUUAAAAAAACGGCAACACCGGCAAUUUUUAACACAUAGAUUUUAAAGUAUUUUUCAUUACCAACGUUUAAGAACAGAAAUUAUCAAAAUUGGAUAUGUAAUUUGCUUAAGUUACUCCACUAAAACAUAAUAAAACGAUAACAAUGCAAAACCGGUGCGAAAACACCCAAAAAUAUCGUUUUUUUGGAUAAACUCGGCUUCAGAAUGUCUUACGACAAAAAAUAAAGCUAUUGUUCGUUACAACAUUUUCUAUCGAUUUAAUGCACAUUAUUUUUGUUGAAACAAAUAGAAAAUAAGUAAUAUUAAGUCAAAGACGUUUUUUUGUUCAGCAAACUCUUGCCUUAUUAUUUUGUAAACGGUGCAAGUAUUGGCUAACAAAAUAAAAUACUGUUGUAGUCCUUAAAAUUAUCUACAAUUUAAAAAAAAAUUAGCUUUUGAGAAAUUGGGUUUAAGCCUUUUAAAUAUACCCCUAUCGAUCCAUGAAAUAAAAACUGACAGUGCCUAAGGUUAGGCCCUUUUUUUCCGACGCUUUGACUGGAGUAUGAAAAAACUUCCGAAAAAAAUUUUGUUCGAAGUCGUACCGAUAAAUCGAAAAACUAAUGAUGCCAAUCGAUUUCUCAGGUCCGAAAUAGGGGGGAACAGUCAACAGCGCACUUGUAUCAAAAAUUUGUUUGAAAAAACUUGCACAGUGUUAUGCAAAAUGUUGAACAUUUUGAUUUAUAACACAAUUUAUAUACAAAUACAUACUGUCUACUUUAGGAAUAUUUAUAUUUAUUGCACUAUUUAAAUGCUGUUUUACUAAUCUGAAAAACAAUAAUAAACACUUGAUUACAAUUAUUAAAGCAAACAUUAGAUAAGAUGUGUAUGUAUAUAAACAUACAUAACGUUGAAAGAUAUGGAGCAAACUAAACAUUAAAAAAAUACUUUUAUGUAGUUUUAUUUAAUUAUUAUUAAAUAAAUUUAUUCAAACAUUUAUCCAAGCACAAAAAUGUUAUAAAAAAUAUA